AUGGCCAGGGGCGCGGAGCGAGGUCGCGGGGACGCCGGCUGGGGGCUGCGGGGCGCUCUGGCGGCGGUGGCGCUGCUCUCGGCGCUCAAUGCCGCUGGCACGGUGUUCGCGCUGUGCCAGUGGCGCGGGCUGAGCGCGGCGGUGCGGGCGCUGGAGGCUCAGCAGGGCCGGGAGCAGCGCGAGGACAGCGCCCUGCGCUCAUUCCUGGCCGAGUUGAGUCGCGCGCGCCGCAAGGCGCCGGCUCCUCCCCCGGACCCCGCAAGCGCCGCGCGCAAUAAGCGCAGCCACGGCGGGGAGCCCGCGCCGCACAUCCGCGCAGAGAGCCACGACAUGCUGAUGAUGAUGACCUACUCCAUGGUGCCGAUCCGAGUGAUGGUGGAUCUAUGUAACAGCACCAAGGGCAUCUGCCUGACAGGACCACCUGGCCCACCAGGACCUCCGGGAGUUGGUGGGUUACCAGGACACAAUGGAUCAGAUGGACAGCCUGGUCCCCAGGGCCCAAAAGGAGAAAAAGGAGCAACUGGAAAAAGAGGAAAAAUGGGGCCACCUGGAGCCACAGGAACUCCAGGGGAAAAGGGAGACCCUGGUGAGCUGGGUUUGACUGGAAAUGAGGGCCCACCAGGGCCAAAGGGGGACAAAGGAGACAAAGGGGAUGUGUCCAAUGAUGUGCUCCCCACAGGUGCCAAAGGUGACCAAGGCCCACCUGGCCCGCCUGGCCCACCUGGGCCCCCAGGCCCUCCAGGUCCCCCAGGACCCCCCGGAAGCAGAAGAUCUAAAGGCCUACGGCAGCCAAACAUGUUCAAUGGCCAGUGCCCAGGGGAGAUGUGCGCCAUACCAAAUGAUGAUACCUUGGUUGGAAAAGCUGAUGAGAAAGGCGGGGAACACCAUUCUCUGCAAGCAGAAUCCAUGAUCGCUUCCAUUGGAAAUCCAACACAAGUACUGAAAGUUAAAGAGACAUUUGGGACUUGGAUAAGAGAGUCUGCUAACAAGAGUGAUGAGCGGAUCUGGGUGACUGAACAUUUCUCAGGCAUCAGGGUGAAGGAAUUCAAAGACCAACCCUCCCUGUUGAAUGGCAGUUACACUCUCGUGCAUCUCCCAUAUUAUUUCCAUGGCUGCGGGCAUGCCGUUCACAACAACUGUCUCUACUACCACAAAGGAGGCUCCAACACCAUAGUGAGAUUUGAAUUUGGCAAAGAAACAUCCCAAACUCUGAAACUUGAAAAUGCCCUGUAUUUUGAUCGAAAAUACCUCUUUGCAAAUUCUAAGACUUACUUCAAUUUAGCUGUGGAUGAAAAGGGUCUUUGGAUUAUCUAUGCUUCAAGUGUGGAUGGCUCAAGCAUUCUUGUCGCCCAGUUGGAUGAGAGGACAUUCUCUGUGGUGCAACACAUUAAUACCACAUACCCCAAGACCAAGGCCGGUAACGCCUUCAUUGCCCAAGGGAUCCUUUAUGUCACGGACACCAAAGAUCUGAGGAUAACAUUUGCCUUUGAUUUGUUAGGAGGGAAACAGAUCAAUGCAAACUUUAAUUUAAGAACUUCCCAGUCUGUUCUUGCCAUGUUAUCCUACAAUAUGAGAGACCAGCAUUUAUAUUCAUGGGAAGAUGGUCAUUUAAUGCUUUAUCCUGUGCGGUUUUUGUCAGCUACAAUAAACCAGUGAUGAGAUGCAUUCUGUUCCCCCUUGACAAGUUUCAGAUGUUCUCUGGUACCAUGAAUAUUCCAACAUAAAACUUGUCUUUAGGGGAACCAGGUCCUUAGCUGUCAUAAUCUCAUGACAUGAGUGUUUAUAUGGUCAGGGAACCCCCUUUAAAUUCAGAUUCCUUAGAGGAAAAUAGCAACAAACUGGAGGUCAAGAGGGCUAUGAUUUGGUGAUUUCUCCACAGACUAUCUGGGCAAGUUACCCUUCUCUCUGUGAGCCUUGUUUUCCUGACUGGUAAUAUGAAAGGGCUGCCAAAGAUGACUGGCAAGAUUCCCUCCACCUGUAGGGAUUUCUGUGCUUCUCGGCUGUUACUGCUUUCACAGCUGUUACAUAUUUGGUUUGGUUUUUUGGUUUUUAGCCACAUGCUGAGCAAAUUUACCUCCGAGAUAAGCCCGAACACUUGAGCAAUGAAUUCCUUAGUAGUGACUUGUGUUCAGUGCCUUGGGAAGCUGCAUGGACCCUUUAAGGCUGUGGAGGGACCACAUUACCCAUAAUUUACUACCAUUCUCUGCGUCCGUCCGUCCGCACCAGCCACCACAGCACUGGAAUGAGCAUCAUCCUGGGCUCGCGAUUGCCGCUCCAAAGUUGAAAAAGCCAGGCACAGCUACACGCUCAGGUUUGCUAACGAAACAGAAACAGGCACUUCCAGGUUCCUAUCAGUCUCUGAUCCUGCUGUAGAUCACAAACACUGAAUCCUCACGUCACCCUGGCUGCUGCUUUCACUGCUACGCAUCUGCUAUCAACUACUAAAUAUUAUGUGAGUAGGCAUUAAUCUGGCUAGAACCAUGGGAAGCCCUUUGCAGUUUUUGGAAGAGGCACCAUUUGUGAUUAUUAUCUAGAACAGGGACGGGCAAACCAUGGCCCUUAGGCCAAAGCUAGACCAUUGCAAGUUUUUGUGCAGUUGUAUUGGAACAGGGCCACUCGCCUUUGCUUGUGUAUCAGAGUUUGUGACUACUUUUGCUCUACAGUGGCAGAAUUGAGUUGUUGCGAAAAAGUUGAGUAGGGGCCCUGCAAAGCCUAGAACAUUUACCCUUUGGCCCUUUACACCAAAAGUUUGCCAACUUCUGGGCUAUAAAGUGAGGCUGAUUGUUGGCAGGGCUUAUUCGCCAGAGGCUGUUUGUUAUGUUUUGUUUUAUUCCAGACAAAGAAAGAGUAAUAAUACGGUUUGAGUGUUUGGUCGAGGGGAAGGGUGAGAACAGCAUAAAAUGAAGUGGCCCUACCCCAAAGCGGUUAGUAAACCGCUCUUUCCCUAAUGUAGUUUCAAAGGAUGUCAUCUGAUCCCAUUGGAAGCUAGGAGAAAAAUCCAGUUUAACUUGCACCUGAAUGCCCUUAAGUAUGUAUUUUCUGCCGAUUCAGUUCUUCAGACAUCCUGCAGCCUGGUGUAUGGGCAGGGCUGCUGAGAGGAGAGAGGAAUCUGGAAAGUUACUGGGGUCCCACAGCCAGGAAGGAAGGGGACCCAGAGAAAUCUUAUGUAAAGAUUUUUUUAUCUGUUUGCCUUCACUGAAUUCGUGUGUGUGUUGGAGGAGAGCCACACACUCAGGGUUUUUCAUACUUGGGGGCCCCGAGUGUGGCCUGAUCACUUAUUUAAUGGAAGCAUUUUGAAACUUAUGGGCUAUACAUAUUUGGGUAUUUAAAUCUCCCCACCCCCUGAAAACACUUAGGCAGCUACUGGGGACUUCUUUGUUGUUGUAUUCUCAAAAUAAUGGAUAUUUGAAAGCUUUUCUUCACUUCUCUGUUAGAUUGGUUGUGUCCUGUCAGCAUAGCUUAAAAAAAAAAAUACUCUUCAGAUUCAUGUUUUGUAACAAAGUAAAAUAGUUUCAUACUUAAGAUCAAUGCAUCUAGAGAAUACUAGUCUUUUAAAGUAUUUGAAUAUAUGUGUUUCUGUUUCUGGACAUAGGGGACCUGGAUAUGAAUACAGUUUCAUAGUAAUAGUGGUAUUAGUAAUAUAUACAUCCAAUACUAAUUAUAUAUAUGGUAGCAACCAAAGAAUCUUGUUGAAUUAGCACAUAUUCCUUUCAGAA
Molecule: messenger RNA, 3716 nt
Organism: Lynx canadensis (Canada lynx)
Lineage: Eukaryota; Metazoa; Chordata; Mammalia; Carnivora; Felidae
Gene: GLDN
Product: gliomedin
Exons: 10
Coding region: 1-1656 (551 amino acids)
Biological process (GO): signal transduction
Cellular component (GO): cell surface
Source: RefSeq, a predicted model, not a curated record